UGUACUGCUGAGUCCCUAGGAGCCUGGGAGCUUUGGCCCCUGAUGGGAGAGUAAAGGAUUGGAGGCUCUCAACUGGAGGAUCACCAGGUCCCUCUCCUCAGCCCACAGGAGCACCCUGACCCUGUCUAGUGGUCGACGGAUCCUGCCGGCCAGCUGCUGUUAGGAACCUGUCACCAUCCAAUGCUUCUUAGAGUCUAAGAUUAAUUUUCCAGACGAAGCAACUGAAGCUCAGAACAAUUAACUGAUGUACCCAUGGCCACAUUUUUAGAGUGAGAAGGCAGCUUUGCCAUCUGCUUCCUUAGGGAGGGAGGACCACAAAGGGGCUGCAUGCAAGAAGUGAGCUGUAGGAAGGGACUACUGAGUAGGCUUAUUUCCGGGUGAAGACUGAUCUCAUCUCUACUGUAACUAGCCCCUGGUGUACCCACUCUACCCAGAAAGGGAGGGUAGAAUAAAUAGGAUCCUAGUCAUUAUUUACUGAAAUGAUGUUUGACUUACUUGGGUUGUAGCUUGAAGGUUGGGGUGACAGCCUUCAGAAAGUGACAGCUGACACCCUAGAGUUGGCCCUACCCCAAGAUGGUAGUUCCAUCUUGGGAGGGUCAUCAGGUCACAGGGAGACCUGUGACAUUUUCUCAGAAAGUGAGGCCUUAGACAUUUUCUCAGAAAGGGAGGGUAAGGUGGGGUGGGGCAAGAUAAAGUAACACAGACAGGCUCGCUGCCCAGUUAAAUUGGCGACAGAGAGAAGACGUGCCUUGGGAGCGAAGCGCAGCGCUAGGGUCCCCUGAUAAGUUUUGGAGACUUGAUUCUACUCCCAGACGCACCCCCUCUAUGGAGUGAUCUGGACACUUCUAGAGAAGAGCGGGGGUCUCCAGCUUCUUCUUUUUGUUUUGUUUUUCAAGACAGGGUUUCUCUGUAGCUUUGGAGCCUGUCCUGGAACUAGCUCUUCUAGGCCAGGCUGGUCUCGAUCCACUUGCCUCUGCCUCCCGAGUGCGGGGAUUAAAGGCUUGUGCCACCACUGCCUGGCUGGCUCUCCAGCUUCUAGAGGUGGCCAGUGCUUGCUUUCGACAGGUGUCCCCAUCCCCGAACACCUUGGAAGGUGUGAUCUCUCUUUAGAGGUUUGGCCUGAAGGUAAGCUUCCUGCACCCUGGGAUCUUGUUGGGACCAGAUUUCCCCACAGGUACUUUGGCGUUACCCCAGGGAUCUGCGCUGUACUUGAGGAAGCAGGUCAUAAUGGCUGCAAGGAUGUCAGAACUGUGCCCAGAGAACACCUCAGCUGUUGUCUCAGGAAUGAGCACCAGCCCUGGGGGCCCGAGGAAGCAGCUGGGAGCCACAGGAUGCCUGUGGCCAUCAGAGCCCAUUAUUCUGGGGCCAGGAGAAUCUGCCCGGCAGCUGGUCCUAAGGAAGAUCCAGGAACUCACCACUGCGGGCCGCCAAGACCCCUUCAUGGUGGCUGACUUGGAUGUGCUGGCCGCCCGCCACCAGACCUUCCUCCAGGCCCUGCCCCAAGUCCAGCCCUUCUAUGCAGCGAAGUGCAACAGCAGCCCCUGGGUGCUGUCCAUCCUGGCUGCCCUGGGCACUGGCUUUAGUUGUGCCAGUCAGGGAGAGCUGGAGAAAGUGCUGGGCUUGGGCAUAGACCCCUCACGAAUCAUCUUCGCCAACCCCUGUAAGGCCAUCUCCCACAUCCAGUAUGCAGCCCGCCAUGGGGUGCAGCUUCUGACCUUCGACAGUGAGGAGGAGCUGGCUAAGGUGGCCCAGCACCAUCCUGGGGCCAGGUUGGUCCUCCGGAUACAGACCCGGAACAGUCAAAACACCUUCCCACUGAAUGCCAAGUUUGGAGCUCAGCUGGAGGCCUGCGCACACUUGCUUCAGGCUGCCAGAGAGCUGGGGUUGGCUGUGGUGGGAGCCACCUUCCAUGUGGGUAACGACUGCCAGACACCCCAGAGCUACAGGCAGGCCAUCGCUGACUGCCAUGGUGUAUUUGAGAUGGGCCGCACCGUGGGUCACUCCAUGAGCCUCCUGGAUCUCGGAGGAGGCUUCCCUGUAACUGAGGGCUCUGAAGCUAAUUUUGAGGAGAUGGCUAGAGUGAUCAAUGCUGCCAGGGCCCAGUACUUCCCGGAGGGGACUGGUGUCCAGGUCAUCGCAGAGCCUGGCCGCUUCUAUGCGGAGUCUGUAUGCACAGCUGCCGUGAACAUCAUAGCCAAGAAAGCCUCCCUGGAGCCAGGAGGCCACAGGAAGAUGGCAUACUAUCUCAAUGAGGGCUGUUAUGGUGCCUUCCGAAUCUUCCACAGGGAACCUGUCCCCAGGAUACCCAUUGUGGUGAAGGAGCUCCCCUCAGAGCCCCGCCUCUUCCCCUGCACCCUCUAUGGCCCCACAUGUGAUUCCUUUGACAAGCUCCCCUUGGAGGAGUUCCAGCUGCCGGAGUUGGAUGUGGGCGACUGGCUGAUUUUCCCUGACAUGGGUGCAUACAAGACCUCCAUGAGUUCCACCUUCAAUGGCUUCCCGAUCAUAACUGUCUAUGAUGCCAUGGGCCCCCAGCUCAGGAGCCUACUGAAGACAGCACCUUAGACCAGGACAUGGCCAGAAUAGAGACACAUCUGUCGCUGCCAAGCCUUUCCCGACCUGCCAGGGUUGUGUCACAACCUAACUCCAUCAUCUGAAUGAACCUUCCAGCAUCCUUGAACUGAAGAGAAUUCUCCCCCGUACAGCCCAUGGAAGGUGUGGGCUGCAGACACCUCCCAUGGAAGUGGGAAAGGCUCGGCCUUCAGAAUAGUGUGCUACUCAUUGGAUCUCUCUGCAAAUUGGGAGUGGGAACAUUGAUUUUUACUUUUCAAAGUAUAAAUAUGACCUGGCUUUGGUGAAAAUAUAAAACUGUGUUUAGAUGCAAGA
This is a messenger RNA of Arvicola amphibius (Eurasian water vole), 2883 nucleotides long. RefSeq names its product antizyme inhibitor 2-like. Gene Ontology annotation, cellular component: cytoplasm. NCBI's taxonomy places the organism in Eukaryota, Metazoa, Chordata, Mammalia, Rodentia, Cricetidae. The record is from RefSeq and is a predicted model, not a curated record. Gene Ontology annotation, molecular function: ornithine decarboxylase activity. The transcript is spliced from 11 exons. The coding region runs from base 1228 to 2562 and encodes 444 amino acids.